Molecule: messenger RNA, 2195 nt
Organism: Pistacia vera
Lineage: Eukaryota; Viridiplantae; Streptophyta; Magnoliopsida; Sapindales; Anacardiaceae
Product: protein LYK2-like
Exons: 1
Coding region: 1-2055 (684 amino acids)
Biological process (GO): protein phosphorylation
Molecular function (GO): protein kinase activity; ATP binding
Source: RefSeq, a predicted model, not a curated record
AUGGCAGCUCCCAUCACUGUGCUCUACUUAAGAGUUUUGGUCUUAUUCAUCUGGGCACUUGUCUGUAUACUUGGACAAAACUUGCUCAACUGCGGCUCCACCUCUCCGGACGCUUCAGGCUACCGCUGUAAUUCAGUUGGCUCCCAGGAUCAGUGUGGCACUUUUGCAAUUCUUCGCACUAAUUCUUACUACUCUUCUCUUUACAACUUGAGCUUUUACUUGGGAUUAAACCGGUUUGUGAUUUCUGAGGCCAAUGGAUUCUCUGCGGACACAGAGUUUCUUCCAAAAGAUCAGCCCUUGUUGAUUCCGAUUGACUGUAAAUGCAACGGUGGUUUCUUUCAGGCUGUUUUAACUAAAACCACCGUCAAAGGUGAGAGCUUCAAUGGAAUUGCUGAAUCACUGGAGGGCUUGACGACUUGUAAAGCCAUCCGGGAGAAAAACCCUCGAGUUUCGCCGUCAGGUCUUGCUGAUAAAGUUCGCCUACAAGUUCCAUUAAGAUGUGCUUGUCUUUCUUCAUCGGAGAAUCUCCCACAGACAAGACUUCUGUUGUCUUAUCCGGUCAGUGUAGGAGAUACUAUAUCUAGUUUGGCCAUUAAGUUCAACACCACUUCAGACGCCAUAAUAUCUGCAAAUAACAAAUCUUUAUCGGGAACCUUUAAGCCGGGAGGCCUUACACCUUUUACUUCUCUUUUGAUUCCUCUUAACGGUAAGCCUGAUCUUGGUCUCCUUUCAAAACCCCGUGAACCCAAUUUACAUUUUCCUGAAACCACCAACAUCUCUGCAACUACUCUACCGAAGAAAAAGUCCAAGAUGAUGAAGGUGGGAGCUUAUAUUGCUCUCAGCGGAGUCGUCGUUGGAGGGUGUAUCGCAAUUGCAGCUGCUGUUACUGUGAUCCUCUUGAAGAAGAAGAAACAGAAUCCAGUACUACAAAAGGAUGGAGAUGUUGAGCUUCAACAGCAACAUCAACAACUCAGUACUGCAAGUAUAAGGACUACCAGUGACAAAAAAAUGUCAUUUGAAGGAUCCCAGUGUACAAUUGAUGGCCCAACCAUUGACACUCACAAAAUGCUAGUGGAGAGCCAUACUGUGGAGGAGCUGAGAAGAGCAACGGAAGACUUUAAUCGCAGUAACCAAAUAGAGGGAGCUGUUUAUCAUGGUCGUCUCAGUGGAAAGAACUUGGCCAUAAAGCGGACGCAACCAGAGAUUAUCGCAAAGGUUGAGAUGCAAUUUUUUCAAAAUGCAACUUAUCAUCAUCCCAACAUAAUUAGGCUCCUAGGCACAUGUUUGACUGAUGGUCCUCAUUCGUUUCUGGUUUUUGAGUAUGCUAAAAAUGGGUCCUUGAAGGACUGGCUCCAUGGUGGAUUAGCAAUGAAGAAUCAAUUCAUUGCCUCUUGCUAUUGUUUCCUGACAUGGAGCCAGAGGUUAAGAAUCUGCCUUGAUGUGGCCAUGGCGUUACAAUACAUGCACCAAAUUAUGAAUCCGAGUUAUGUUCACAGAAAUAUAAAGAGCCGGAACAUCUUUUUGGAUGAGGAAUUCAAUGCCAAGCUGGGGAAUUUCGGUAUGGCGAAAUGUGUUGAAGACGAUACUGAGAGUCCACAAUUUUAUUCAACAAAUCCUGCCACUUGGAGCUUGGGGUAUUUGGCUCCUGAGUAUAUCCACGAACGUGUAAUUUCUCCAAGCGUUGAUAUCUUUGCUUACGGAGUAGUUUUACUGGAGAUUUUAUCAGGCCAAACCCCAAUCAACAGGCCGAAGAAGAAAGAUGAAGGAAGUGUGUGGCUUUCAGAGAAAAUAAAGUCCAUAUUACAAUCAGAUAAUGCGGAUGAGCUGAGGGAUUGGAUGGAUAGCGCAUUGGGUGAGAAUUAUUCAUUUGAUGCUGCAGUUACAGUGGCAAACAUUGCAAGAGCUUGUGUAGAAGAAGACCCUGAAAUGAGACCAAGUGCUGGAGAAAUUGUGGAGAAGUUGUCAAGAUUAGUGGAAGAAUCACCAGAAGGGAAGCACUUUUCAAUCUGUGAGAGCUCUUCCAAACCGCUGGUGAAGGCAGGUGCAAUGAAGUAACAUCACAUUUUUGAUUAAUUGUGAUGAAGCAGCAUUAGUUUUAGUUGUUUUAUGGUUAGUGGGAUCCUCUAUAUAUGUAAUUAACAAAGUGUCAUCGGAGAUGAAGAACAGCAGGCUUCUACUUUUGUAUUGUGUGUAUU